Molecule: messenger RNA, 1371 nt
Organism: Akanthomyces muscarius
Lineage: Eukaryota; Fungi; Ascomycota; Sordariomycetes; Hypocreales; Cordycipitaceae
Exons: 4
Coding region: 1-1371 (456 amino acids)
Cellular component (GO): fungal-type cell wall
Source: RefSeq, a predicted model, not a curated record
AUGAAACACGCGACGAUUGCGUUGAUCACCGCCGCCGCCAGCAUGGCGGCUGGUCUUACCCAGGAUUGCACAGGCACGGCCAAGGAUGAAGGCGGCAACUGGUUCUGCGGUGUCGUCAACCACAUUCUGUACCAGGGCAUCGGUGGCUCUGGCAGCUACGAGGCCGUCACGGCCAUGACCUCGACCGGCGAGUGCAAGAAAGCGACCAAAAGCUACAGUGGCCCGCUGGCUCCUCUGAACGAGGGUCUUUCCCUUCACUUCCGCGGGCCCCUCAACCUCAAGGAGUUUGCCGUCUACACCCCAUCGAGCCAGAGCAAGUGGAAGCGAGACGAGGGAGAGGCCAAAAAGCCCGAGUCCGCCCACGGCCACCACCGCAUCCACGCGGCCAAGAAGAAGCAGAGGCAGCAGAAGCGCGCCGACUGGGUCACGGCCACCAUUGACGGCAAGGUCGUCUCCUGGGAGAACAACUGGUUCGGCGGCCAACCCUCGACCGCCCCAGCAGCGGCACCUGCUUCUCCCACCGCGACCGCGUCUGCCCCGGCCGACAGCGCCAAUCCCCCGCCAGUUUCCGCCCCGGCCGCGGCCCCGAGGCCCAAGCCUGCGGCCUCGGGCCAGGACUGGGACCGGACCUCGUACUACAGCGCCGACUCCCAAACGGCGGAGAACCUCGUCUUUCUCGGCAACUACGGCGGCCAGGGCUCCGGUGUCUGGGACCCUCAAUGGGGCAACUCGCUCUCCUUCCUCAACGCGGCGGGCAGCGGCGGAGCCAGCUCCGCCCAGGUCCUCAGCAACGUCGACAUUCCGUCCAACAAGGAGUUUUCCAUCUUCAGCGGCCAGCCCUGCGACGAGAGCUGCGGCUUCUCCCGCGCCCAGGACGUCGCCUACAAGGGCUUCGAGGGCGCGAGCAAAAUCUUCCUCUUCAACUUCAAGAUGCCCAUGGACGGCAACCGGGGCUUCAACGGCGACAUGCCCGCCAUCUGGGCCCUCAACGCCGCCGUCCCCCGCGCGGCGCAGUACAGCGCCUGCAGCUGCUGGCCCAAGUGCGGCGAGUUUGACUUUUUCGAGGUCCUCGCCUCGGGCGACGACAAGUGCAAGAGCACCGUCCACCUCGCCCCCGGCGGCGGUUCCUCCGACUACUUCCCGCGUCCCACCGACGCCUACGUCAAGGCCGCCGUCGUCUUUGACGGCGACGCUGGCGGCGGCGUCGCCAUCCGCGUCCUGGCCGAUGACGCCGACUUCUCCAAGGGCCUCGACGCGGCCACCGUCCAGUCCUGGGUCUCCAGCACGGCCCCCUCCGCCAUCACCGAGGGCGGCGCGACGAAGAAGCUCGCCUCCAGCCUCUUCCAGAUUGCUGGCGGCAGUCUCGGUUAG